Molecule: messenger RNA, 2088 nt
Organism: Kogia breviceps (pygmy sperm whale)
Lineage: Eukaryota; Metazoa; Chordata; Mammalia; Artiodactyla; Physeteridae
Gene: UCK2
Product: uridine-cytidine kinase 2
Cellular component (GO): cytoplasm
Molecular function (GO): ATP binding; ribosylnicotinamide kinase activity
Source: RefSeq, a predicted model, not a curated record
GAAUAGCAGUGCGCUGUCCGCCCGGAUUGGAGCAGCAGCAUCACGCUGACCUCUGCCUGGGAUGUAAACCCGGGCGGCCGCAGCGGGCAGAGGAAGGCUCUCGGCUCCUCCGGGAAAGCCAGCUCCAGCACCGGGAUCCGAGCGGUGCGCAGGGAGCCGCGUCAGCCUCGAUCUGGGCAGCGCCCAGCGAAGGCUGCGGGAAGCGGAGGGAGCCCGGCGCGGGCGGGGAGCGUGCGUCCGUUCGCACAGGCAGCGGGAGGAGGGGCGGCGCGAGCCAUGGCCGGGGACAGCGAGCAGACGUUGCAGAACCACCAGCAGCCUAACGGCGGCGAGCCCUUCCUGAUCGGCGUUAGCGGGGGCACGGCCAGCGGCAAGUCUUCCGUUUGUGCUAAGAUUGUGCAGCUCCUGGGACAGAAUGAGGUGGACUAUCGCCAGAAGCAGGUGGUCAUCCUGAGCCAGGAUAGCUUCUACCGUGUCCUCACUUCAGAGCAGAAAGCCAAAGCCUUGAAGGGCCAGUUCAAUUUUGAUCACCCGGAUGCCUUUGACAAUGAACUCAUCUUCAAGACACUCAAAGAAAUCACUGAAGGGAAAACAGUCCAGAUUCCUGUGUAUGACUUUGUCUCCCAUUCCCGGAAGGAGGAGACGGUUACUGUCUACCCCGCGGACGUGGUGCUCUUCGAAGGGAUCCUGGCCUUCUACUCCCAGGAAGUGCGAGACCUGUUCCAGAUGAAGCUUUUCGUGGACACAGAUGCGGACACCCGGCUCUCCCGCAGAGUAUUAAGGGACAUCAGCGAAAGAGGGAGGGACCUUGAGCAGAUUUUAUCUCAGUACAUUACGUUCGUCAAGCCUGCCUUUGAGGAAUUCUGCUUGCCAACAAAGAAAUACGCUGAUGUGAUCAUUCCUAGAGGUGCAGAUAAUCUAGUGGCCAUCAACCUCAUCGUGCAGCACAUCCAGGACAUCCUGAAUGGAGGGCUCUCCAAACGGCAGACGAACGGCUAUCUCAAUGGCUAUACUCCUUCACGCAAGAGGCAGACCUCAGAGUCCAGCAGCCGGCCGCACUGACCCCCGUCUCCUCAGACCCUGGCCCCGAUCUCCAAGGGACAGGAAGAGGGGGCAGGAGGCACUGUGCAUCUAUACAUAUGGUUUCCUAUGACAUUGCUGUAUUUAAGAAAACACCAUGGAGAUGAAAUGCCUUUUUUUGUUGUUGUUUUUUUUUUUGUUUUUUGUUUUUUUUUUUUUUUGGUACUUCAGAGCAGCGAAAUGAAACAGAACUUGACCCUGAGCUUAAAUGACAAACUGUGCCAACUACUACUGGUGAUGCCUAAUUAUGACUUCAACGUGUAACCAGUUAUAAAUACACAUAUAUAUAUAUAUAUAUAUAUAUAUAUAUAGAAAAGGAUCUAUUUUUGUGUAAAUGUACAAAUACUGUACAGCUGUUUGCCGUAAGUAUUCUGCAGGAGGGCCUGUACUUGAGUGUUUUGGGGUCUGGAGCUGGAGUUUCACCAAAGGGAAGUUGCCUGGUGGGUUCCAGGUGGGGCAGGUUCAGGCAUCUGGGAGGAAGGCUCGCGGCUCGCGGCUCUCAGUGCCUGUGGGACUCGUUGGAAGUGGAGUUUGGAACUUUUGAUCGUUUCCCCUGCCAGAUGCCACCUUCUUGGUGCUGGAGCUUUAGGAUAAUGUUAAUGAGAGAUCCUCUUUUCUUUUCUUUUCUUUUUUUUUUUUUGAGUUGAAAUUAGGCAAGACCUCAACUCAAAAAUUAAACUCAGGGAAGGGACCCACUGAGGGGAACGAAUCUUCUGAGUUUUCUUGCCCCUGCUCACCUCUGGCUGCUCGGGUAGCUCCACACUUCCUUCCUUACUCACCCGCUUCUCAGUCUCUCCGAAAGCCAGAGCUGCCUCGCUCUCCUUACCUGGUGGGGAUGUGACGGGGUUGCUUCCUGAUUGAGUGGGGAAGGAGGGAGUGGGACUAUGCCUGUCGUAUCAUCUGAGAUGCUGGCGCUUCCCAGAAGUCACCCAUGAGAUUCCUUGGGCUGUCCCCCAAGCUCUGGAGUGCACAGUGGACCCUUGCAGUCUGGGCUUUGGUUGAGGAGCU